ACAAACAAACAAACAAUGGUGAGUGAGAAAAGUAGAUUGAAGUAGAGGGAUUGAGCGGUUAAGAUGUUAGAGUAGUCGUUACUCCUGAGCUUCUCCAAAUAUUCAUUCAACACACCAGGAUAUAUAUUCCUCCUCAACACGACAACCAAAUGAAUAGAGACAAACAAAUUGGCCCUCUCUGCAUUGUCGACAACGCAGCUAAUGAAAAAGAAAAAUGAGUUUGUUCAAAAUAGUCUUAAUUCAAUCAACAUUUCUUCUGCAACAAACAGCUAGCUAGCUAGCUUUGGAAGAUCAGAAACACAACCCUAAUUCUCUUUCUUUCAUAUUUAGAAAAACGUCAGGAAACAACACAAACUUUUACUCUUCAGAAAAAAAGUUCAUAAAAACGAAAAUUCCCAGAGGGGUUUAUCUGGGUUUUUCAUGAAUUUGAAAACCCACAAAGGGAUUUGGUUCAGUUAUUACAGCAACUGAGGAUUAGUUUACUGCUUUCUGGUAGGUUCGUUUUUGUCAAAUUUUGGUCUGGGUCAUAGCUGUUCUUCUUCAGAAACUGUUAUCUUCAUUUCUCUUCGAAAAACGGAGAGAUAAAAUCUUGUUUGUUGAUGGCAAGAAUGGUUCAAGACGAAGGAUCAUCUUCAGUAACUUCAUCACCUCUUCAGUUUUUCUCUUUAAUGUCACUUUCCCCUAGUUUAGGAUCACCAUAUCCAUGGCUUCGAGAAUUAAAAUCGGAAGAACGUGGAUUGUAUCUCAUCCAUCUCAUACUCUCUUGUGCAAAUCAUGUUGCUGCUGGUAGUCUAGAAAAUGCCAAUAUUGGUCUCGAGCAAAUAUCACACCUUGCUUCUCCCGAUGGAGAUACAAUGCAAAGGAUUGCUGCUUACUUCACUGAAGCACUUGCUGAUAGGAUUCUUAAAGCUUGGCCUGGUUUACAUAAAGCCCUCAACUCCACCAGGCUAUGUUCAAUCUCGGAAGGAAUUCUUGCUCGUAAGCUUUUUUUCGAGCUUUGCCCCUUUGUAAAGCUUUCAUUUGUGAUCACAAACCAGGCAAUUUUAGAAGCCAUGGAAGGUGAAAAGAUGGUUCAUAUUAUUGAUCUGAAUGCGGCUGAGCCCGCACAAUGGAUUGCUCUCCUUCAAGCCUUGAGUGCACGACCAGAUGGUCCCCCUCACUUGAGGAUCACAGGCAUUCAUGAACAGAAGGAGGUUCUAGACCAAACCGCUCUUCGAUUAACUGAAGAAGCUGAGAAAUUGGAUAUUCCAUUUCAGUUUAAUCCCAUCAUUUGCAAAUUAGAAAAUCUUGACGUUGAAAGGUUACGUGUUAAAACCGGAGAAGCUCUAGCUAUCAGCUCCGUUCUUCAACUGCAUUCUCUUUUGGCUUCCGAUGAUGAGAAUGCUAGAAAAAAAUCCCCACCUGUAUCUAGAAGUUCGAAUUCAGUUAACUUGCAAAGAGCUCUCCAGAUGAACCAGGGCACACUGGGUGAAUUACUCGAGAAAGAUAUGGUUAAUGGGUACAGCCCAAGUCCUGAUUCUGCCUCAUCAUCUCCAGCGUCUUUAUCCACAUCACCGAAAAUGGAGAGCUUACUUGCAGCUCUAUGGGGAUUGUCUCCAAAGAUUAUGGUGGUUACUGAACAGGAGUCGAACCAUAAUGGAUCAACAUUCAUGGAGAGACUCUUAGAAGCACUUUACUUUUAUGCAUCUUUAUUCGACUGCUUAGAGUCCACCAUAUCUAGGAAUUCAAUGGAGAGAAUUAAGGUUGAAAAGAUGUUGUUUGGAGAGGAAAUUAAGAACAUUAUAGCUUGCGAAGGAAUUGAAAGGAAAGAGAGGCACGAGAAGCUUGACAAGUGGAUGCAGAGAUUUGAUUUUGCAGGGUUUGGCAGAGUCCCGAUGAGCUACUAUGGACAUUUACAGGCCAAGAGAUUGUUGCAGAAUUAUGGUUGUGAUGGGUACAACAUUAAGGAAGAAAAUGGUUGUUUGGUGUUAUGUUGGCAAGAUCGGUCACUUUUUUCCGUUUCAGCUUGGAGGUGUAGGAGGUAUGAUUGAUUAGUUUAGUUUAGUUUUUUUUAUCAGGUUUGGAUGAUAAACGAGAGUGAUAUUGGUGUUUUCUGUUUUUCUCUUCUUUUUUCACUUUGUACAAAGGAUUCCAAGUUUUGUUUAUUUGAAAUGCAUAGUGUUUACGCAAAAGUUUUGAUCA
Papaver somniferum (opium poppy) is the source of this 2181-nucleotide messenger RNA. RefSeq names its product scarecrow-like protein 3. Gene Ontology annotation, cellular component: nucleus. Gene Ontology annotation, molecular function: sequence-specific DNA binding; DNA-binding transcription factor activity. Gene Ontology annotation, biological process: regulation of DNA-templated transcription. NCBI's taxonomy places the organism in Eukaryota, Viridiplantae, Streptophyta, Magnoliopsida, Ranunculales, Papaveraceae. Bases 600 to 2030 code for a protein of 476 amino acids. The transcript has 2 exons. The record is from RefSeq and is a predicted model, not a curated record.